AAAGCCAAAUCCCACAUAGCACCAUCUUCACUCAAACAAUACCCAUUCUCCCAAGAACACAACUCUUCUUCAUUGAUCUUCCCCGGUUGAUCUUCCCCGGUUUUCAUUGAUACCACACCGGAAAAUUAAUCAAUAAUGUCGGGCGUGUGGGUUUUCAACAACAACGGAGUGAUGCGGCUCGUGGAGAAUCCCGGGGCUGAGCCGCACGGUGGAAGCGGGAAGCGGAAGGUCUUAGUCCACACCCCGACCAACGAGGUUAUCACAUCGUAUGCAGAACUCGAGAGGAUGCUCUACUCGCUCGGGUGGGAGAGGUACUACGACGACCCGGGUCUGCUCCAGUUCCACAAGAGAUCCACCGUCCACCUCAUCUCUCUCCCGAAGGAGUUCCACAAGUUGAAGUCCAUGCACAUGUAUGACAUCGUCGUGAAGAACCGCAACAUCUUCGAAGUCCGGGAUAUGUGAAUCACCAGAGUUCCAAGUUUGGAUGUUUCUGUCUGGAAGAUUGAUGUGUGUGUCUCUGAUCUCCAUUGAUGAUCGACUUGGUGUGUGGCUAAUUAGUUUGAAUUCUUGCAUGUUUUAGUUCAGUUUAAUUAAUGUUAGGGGUUUGUGGAGAUUGAGAAAGAGAUUUUUGCAUGCAUGCAUUAUUGAUGAUUGUCGUCAUCGUUUAUCUGUAAAUUACUGCAAUGGUUUGUGAUUAUGAAAUGAAAACAUAUGACAUCACGUUGUUGA
This is a messenger RNA of Punica granatum (pomegranate), 729 nucleotides long. Lineage: Eukaryota; Viridiplantae; Streptophyta; Magnoliopsida; Myrtales; Lythraceae. The record is from RefSeq and is a predicted model, not a curated record.